Oryza sativa Japonica Group (Japanese rice) is the source of this 1493-nucleotide messenger RNA. RefSeq lists its product as uncharacterized. Gene Ontology annotation, biological process: glucose metabolic process; beta-D-galactose catabolic process via UDP-galactose, Leloir pathway. Gene Ontology annotation, molecular function: aldose 1-epimerase activity; carbohydrate binding. The record is from RefSeq and is a predicted model, not a curated record. Lineage: Eukaryota; Viridiplantae; Streptophyta; Magnoliopsida; Poales; Poaceae.
ACGCUUUUGACUACAUUACAUAUCCGUCCAUCCGGCCAAGGCCAGCAACCAUCCCGGGCAGAGCUUGUCGCGUCCCUUCUGUCUCCGUCUUCCUCACUCGCAGAUAGAUAGAUAGAUAGAGAGAGAGAGAGAGAGAGAGAGAGAGAGAGAGAGAGAGAGAGAGAGAGAGAGAGAGAGAGCAGUGUUGGGCGAUGGCUAGACCAGCUCCGCUGCUGCUUCUUCUCGCGGCGGUGUGCCUAGUGGCCGCCGCCUCCGCCGGCGGUGCCGAUGCGGCGGAGAGGAAGGCGACGACGGUCGGCGUCUAUGAGCUCAGGAAGGGAGAUUUCUCCAUCAGGGUCACCAAUUGGGGAGCGGUCAUCAUGUCCGUCGUGCUUCCUGACUCCAGAGGGAAAUUGGACGAUGUUGUUCUUGGAUAUGACACCAUUGCUGAAUAUGUUAAUUCUUCUACUUACUUUGGAGCGCUCGUCGGACGGGUAGCCAACAGAAUUGCCAAGGCGCGGUUCGUGCUCGAUGGAAAAGCUUAUCAUCUGUAUCCAAAUGAUGGCAAAAACACACUUCACGGUGGUCACAGGGGUUUCAGCAAUGUUACAUGGACAGUGAAGGAGCAUGUUGGUGGAGGUGACGCACCAUACAUCACACUGUACUACCAUAGCUUUGACGGAGAACAAGGAUUCCCAGGCGCCCUAGACGUGUACGUGACGUACCAGCUGUCCGGCCCGUACGUGCUGAGCGUGCACAUGAACGCGACGGCGGCGGGCAAGGCGACGCCGGUGAACCUGGCGCAGCACUCGUACUGGAACCUCGGUGGCACGGGCAGCGGCGACAUCCUGGGUAACACGGUGCAGCUGUUCGCGUCGCGGUACACCCCCGUGGACGCCGAGCUCAUCCCGACGGGCCAGGUCGCGCCCGUCACCGGCACGCCCUACGACCUCCGCGCGCCGACGCCCGUGGGCGCGCGCGUCCACCUGGUGACGGGCGGCCUCAGCAAGACGGGCGCCACCAUCUACGGCUUCGACACCAACUACGCCGUGGACGGCGGUGACGACGUCGACGCGCACGCGCACGCGCUGCGGCGGGUGACCGUCGUCCGGGACGGCAAGUCCGGGCGGUCGCUGGAGCUGUGGGCGAACCAGCCCGGGGUGCAGUUCUACACCGGCAACUUCCUCACGGCCGACGUGAAGGGGAAGGGCGGGAAGGCGUACGGGCAGUACGGCGCGCUGUGCCUGGAGACGCAGGGGUUCCCCGACGCCGUGAACCACCCCAACUUCCCGUCGGUGAUCGUGAGGCCCGGACAGGUGUACAAGCACGAGAUGGUGUACAAGUUCUCGUUCUAGUUUAGGUGACUAUACAUGGAUCAUAUGUGGUCAUUGGUCGAUCGCUUCAUCUGCUGUAAGUUGUGACAUUGUCGGUGUCGGUCGGUGCAAUAAUAUGAUAUGCGUUGAUUUGCAAUAAGACGCAUGGGGGAAGAAAAGACGAGAAUUUUUCACUAGCCA